Messenger RNA from Musca vetustissima, 2961 nucleotides. RefSeq names its product protein argonaute-2 (gene AGO1). The record is from RefSeq and is a predicted model, not a curated record. The coding region runs from base 19 to 2961 and encodes 980 amino acids. Gene Ontology annotation, molecular function: protein binding; RNA binding. The transcript is spliced from 9 exons. Lineage: Eukaryota; Metazoa; Arthropoda; Insecta; Diptera; Muscidae.
ACCCCAACACCAACAAAAAUGUCCACAGAAAGAGAGCUGGCCAGUGGGCCAGCUCAACUGCAUAACCUACCAAUGACUUUUCCAGAUUUGGGAGCAACUUUGGCCGUGGGAAUUAUCAGUAAAGUAUAUGAAACACAAUGGACUACUCCCACGCACACAAGGCCUCAGAGCCCAUCUCAACAGCAGACUAGCUUCGAUACACUCACAUCACCACCAGCACCUGGUUCAUCUGUGAAUCCCACCGCUGUAACUAGCCCAAGUGCUUCUAUUGUUGCUGUAGGUGGUGCCGUCGGUGGAGCCUCAUCCACUCAGGCAGCUGUUGACUCGGCCCUAGGUGCUUCAUCAACUGUAACGCCAGCAACAGCUGCUGCGGCCGCCACACCCACUCAACCCGAACUGCCUGUAUUUACAUGUCCUCGCCGUCCAAAUUUGGGCCGUGAAGGCCGGCCCAUUGUACUGCGAGCCAAUCAUUUUCAAGUUAGUAUGCCUCGUGGCUAUGUCCAUCACUAUGACAUCAACAUACAACCGGAUAAAUGUCCACGAAAAGUUAAUCGUGAAAUUAUUGAGACUAUGGUAUCGGCAUAUGGUAAAAUAUUCGGUGUUAUAAAGCCAGUAUUCGAUGGCCGUAAUAAUUUGUAUACACGUGACCCGCUGCCAAUUGGCAAUGAUCGUUUGGAAUUGGAGGUGACGUUGCCGGGUGAGGGUAAGGAUCGUAUAUUCCGUGUCACGAUCAAGUGGAUGGCUCAGGUGUCACUGUUCAAUUUGGAGGAGGCGUUGGAGGGACGUACACGUCAAAUACCCUAUGAUGCCAUUUUGGCCUUGGAUGUAGUAAUGCGGCAUUUACCCAGCAUGACAUAUACACCCGUGGGUAGAAGUUUCUUUAGCUCACCGGAUGGCUACUAUCAUCCGUUGGGUGGUGGUCGUGAGGUAUGGUUUGGUUUCCAUCAAAGUGUACGUCCAUCACAAUGGAAAAUGAUGUUGAAUAUUGAUGUUUCGGCCACGGCUUUCUAUAAAUCCCAACCGGUCAUUGAUUUCAUGUGUGAAGUUUUGGAUAUACGAGAUAUCAAUGAACAGCGUAAACCUCUCACGGAUUCACAACGUGUCAAGUUCACCAAGGAAAUCAAAGGUUUGAAAAUCGAAAUUACCCACUGUGGGCAAAUGCGACGCAAAUAUCGUGUCUGUAAUGUCACAAGAAGGCCAGCACAAAUGCAAUCAUUCCCCCUACAACUUGAAAAUGGCCAAACUGUCGAAUGUACUGUGGCCAAAUAUUUCCUCGAUAAAUAUCGCAUGAAAUUACGUUUCCCCCAUUUGCCAUGUCUGCAGGUGGGCCAGGAGCACAAACACACCUAUUUGCCAUUGGAAGUGUGUCACAUUGUGGCCGGCCAGAGAUGUAUUAAAAAGCUGACCGAUAUGCAAACCUCAACAAUGAUCAAGGCCACAGCACGUUCAGCACCCGAUCGUGAGCGAGAAAUCAAUAAUUUAGUUAAGCGUGCCGAUUUCAACAAUGAUUCCUAUGUACAGGAAUUUGGUCUAACCAUUUCCAAUUCGAUGAUGGAAGUUCGUGGUCGUGUCUUGCCACCACCGAAGCUACAAUAUGGUGGCCGUGUCUCCAGCAUGACGGGACAGCAACUUUUCCCACCACAAAACAAGGUGUCCUUAGCUUCGCCCAAUCAAGGUGUUUGGGAUAUGCGUGGCAAGCAAUUCUUUACCGGUGUUGAGAUAAGAGUUUGGGCCAUUGCCUGUUUUGCUCCCCAACGUACCGUGCGCGAAGAUGCUCUACGUAAUUUUACCCAACAAUUGCAGAAGAUAUCCAACGAUGCGGGUAUGCCAAUUAUAGGCCAGCCAUGUUUUUGUAAAUAUGCCACGGGGCCAGAUCAGGUGGAACCGAUGUUUAAAUAUCUAAAGCAAUCAUUUGCCAGUUUGCAAUUGGUUGUUGUGGUCUUGCCAGGCAAGACACCAGUUUAUGCUGAGGUAAAACGUGUUGGUGACACUGUUUUGGGUAUGGCCACACAAUGUGUCCAAGCAAAGAACGUGAACAAAACAUCACCCCAGACAUUAUCCAAUCUUUGUCUCAAAAUCAAUGUUAAGCUGGGUGGCAUCAACUCCAUUCUUGUACCCUCAAUUAGACCAAAAGUUUUUAAUGAACCCGUCAUCUUUUUGGGUGCUGAUGUCACCCAUCCCCCGGCCGGUGAUAAUAAGAAACCCUCCAUUGCUGCUGUGGUUGGUUCUAUGGAUGCUCAUCCAUCACGUUAUGCGGCCACGGUGCGUGUCCAACAACAUCGUCAGGAAAUCAUCCAAGAACUCUCGAGUAUGGUUCGUGAACUAUUGAUUAUGUUCUAUAAAUCGACUGGUGGCUAUAAACCACAUCGUAUCAUUUUAUAUCGUGAUGGUGUUUCGGAGGGUCAAUUCCCUCACGUGCUACAGCAUGAGCUGACAGCAAUUCGUGAGGCGUGCAUUAAAUUAGAGGCUGAAUACCGUCCAGGUAUUACAUUUAUUGUUGUACAAAAACGGCAUCAUACCAGACUGUUCUGUGCCGAGAAAAAGGAACAAAGUGGUAAAUCGGGUAAUAUACCAGCGGGUACAACUGUCGAUGUUGGCAUAACACAUCCCACAGAAUUCGAUUUCUAUUUGUGCAGUCAUCAAGGUAUUCAGGGUACCAGUAGACCAUCACAUUAUCAUGUCCUAUGGGAUGACAAUCACUUCGAUUCGGAUGAGCUACAAUGUUUAACAUAUCAAUUGUGUCACACUUAUGUCCGUUGUACCCGUUCUGUUUCGAUACCUGCGCCAGCUUAUUAUGCUCAUUUGGUAGCUUUUAGAGCAAGAUAUCAUUUAGUUGAAAAGGAACAUGACUCUGGUGAAGGUUCCCAUCAAAGUGGCUGCUCUGAGGAUCGUACACCCGGAGCAAUGGCUCGUGCCAUUACUGUACAUGCGGAUACCAAAAAGGUUAUGUACUUUGCCUAA